GGAGUGAGGAGCUCUGCAUGUGAGCUCCUCUCUCCUUCUCUACAUGGUCCCGGGCAGAAGAGGUCUCGGCAGCUGGGAGGGCGGGCGGUUGCUCAACACAGAAGUUGCCGUCUCAAUAUUGAUCGUUUAAAACAACAAUCACCGCAGAAUGUGGCAUGUUAAUAAGCGGAUUUUAUUUGCAGCACUUUAAUAAUGCAGGUACGUUCUCCAACCGAGUGUAGCACUUCCUCUUUUUAAGUUUGCAGUUUGUGCAAGUUUACUCGGAGGAAAGUACUGUUGCUUUUCACAGAACAUCGCUGCCCCAGUAUUAUGAAUCUAUCUGUCUGCUUAAUAAAUAUUUCUUAAUAUGCAACAGUUGGGGUUAGGUGUUCUGUCUGCCAAUCUUGAUCUGACAAGAAAACUGCGAUAGCUCACCCUCUUUCUAGAGGGGUAAUCCUCAGCAUGCUGGCCACCCACCAAGCCAUGUGGAGAUGAUUUGGUACCAUGGACUCACAGAUUCUUCUGUGGUCUUCCUGCUGUUGCUGUUGUGUUUCACCCCAUCUGAUCCAGACAAGAACUGCUUCUUUGCACAGUCUCCUUUUCCUACUACUAACACUCAUGAAAAUGUCAUUCAAAAGUUGAGAGAUUUCCUGCUCUUGGAUUACCCAGUCUCUGAACCAUCCAACUUGAAACAGGAUGACUUCUGCAGGGAAUUGUGGGAACUGCAUUUCAUCAACAGAACACUGACCUGCAUGGAAAAUGUGGCUGGGAAAAAUCUGUCCGAAUUUAUUAAGGACCUAAAGUACAGCCUCGACUUUUUCGACGAGUGUAUUAUUGAAGAUGGCUGUGUCAGGUUUAAGAAGACAAACAUCUCUCAGGUGCUGGAUUCCUUUUCCAAGCACUAUACCAAACUGAGGACUAAGAUGGGUACAGCCAAAAACAAAGGGGUCCGUAACUUCAGCAACUGCACCUUUAUUCAGUGUCAACCAGAGCCUCAUACUAUCCCAGUUACCAUAUACACUGCACCGAGGAGAAAAGACAUCCAGCCGUCUCAACCAACCUCCUCUGGAAGAAGUUACUGGGGGUGGCCUCCAAUCCUUUUGGUCUUCCUUCCAUUUAUGAUACUUCUAUGCAGUAAACCACUGCAGAGACACCUGAGCCGGCAAGAACCUGAAACUUUGAGCCUACAGAACAUCUCUUAGGAAAUAAGCAGCAAUGCAAGAGAUUUGAAUUGAUGACCUCUUCCCAAAGUGAAUAGGACAGCACCCUUUCGCUAAUGCACCUUCAACAGCAACACAUUUUCUGUUGCCACUUUUCUUGCUGGAAGACUAAACUUUCAGAUCACAAAGGGCUUCUGCAUGGAGGUGGAGGGUUGGAGAGCAGGAAAUUGAAGAAUGUUUAUGAAAGAAACCCGGCCAUCAAUUGUGCCACCAGAUGGUGCUAUACUGCCAUUUUUAUUUUGAGACAGAGAGAGAGAAAGAGAGAUUAUUUUAAUAUAUAUAUUUUAUUUUGUAUAAAUAAAGACAAUGUUUCAUA
Molecule: messenger RNA, 1515 nt
Organism: Hemicordylus capensis (graceful crag lizard)
Lineage: Eukaryota; Metazoa; Chordata; Lepidosauria; Squamata; Cordylidae
Gene: FLT3LG
Product: fms related receptor tyrosine kinase 3 ligand
Exons: 9
Coding region: 471-1181 (236 amino acids)
Biological process (GO): positive regulation of cell population proliferation
Cellular component (GO): membrane; cell surface
Molecular function (GO): receptor tyrosine kinase binding; cytokine activity
Source: RefSeq, a predicted model, not a curated record